ACCAUUGAAGUACACCUGAGGGAUUGUGGGCCAGUUGGAGAAGUCCUUGACACCUGUGGAAGGCAAAUGUUACAUGAGCUUAAGAACUUCCGGGUCGUCCAGAAGAAGCCGGAAGAGAACGAGGACGGCUCGAAAGAUGGCGGCGCACACGCAGAAAAACAACAAACCGGGGAAACCUCCGGGGAAAGCUUCGGGGAAAGAGGCUCAGCCUCUUAUAAUUGCCAAAAGCCCGGCAGAAGAGCAGCGUCUUAAGUUGGAGAGGUUGAUGCGGAACCCUGACAAACUUGCUCCCAUCCCGGACAGACCGAAGGAUUGGAAACCGCGGGCUCCACCUGAGUUCGUCAGGGACGUGAUGGGCUCCAGUGCCGGCGCGGGCAGCGGAGAGUUCCAUGUGUACCGACACCUGCGCCGCAGAGAGUACCAGAGGCAGGACUUUCUGGACAAAAUGUCCGAUCAUCUCAAUAAGGACGAUGACUACCUGGAGAAGCUGGAACAAAACAAGCAGGCUGCCGACGAGAGAACGGCCAAGCGCAGGAAGAAGCGGGAGAAGUUGAAGCAGAAAAAGAUGAUGGCAAAGAAAGCAAAGCUUGAAAGUAAAAAUAAGGAUGGAGAUGGAGACGAGAAGAGCUCAGACAGUAGUGAGGAAGAGGAAAAGAAGAAGAAGGAGGAGGAGGUGGAGGAACCAGAAGCUGAGGAUGAUGCGGAGGCCCCGAGCUUCAUCAUGGGGAAGAAUUGACUCUGUCCAAACAUGGAAUUGGUUCCUAGCGUGACACAAGUGAUGUGCAUAUAAGAGGGACAAAGACACAAACGAAUUGAUGGACUAUUUUACCAAUGGAACGAUUUAAUAAACAGGAUAAUCCAAUUGCGAUGAGAUUCUUCUGAAUCUUCAUGAUGAUUUACAAAAACAGCAUCAGUAGAUCACAUGUGUAGGGAUUCCUCUAAUUCACUACAUGUCUAAAAAUGUUGGUUAAUUUUGGAAUCUUCUGUCUUUUACUCAGUGUUGUAUUUUUUUUUUUUUUAUAAAAAAAGACUGUACAUAAUAUCCCAGUGUUAGUUUAUGUGUUUGCUCUCUGGACGGGGUUAAUUAACAUCUGUGUAUACUGAAUGUUUGAAAGUAUCAGUCUUUGCAGCCUUGUGAGACUGCCCCUCGCACAAACUAUUGCCUGUGGGUACAGCAAGGCUGCGGAAAGCAACCCAAAGAAUGAAAAGGCGUGACUUCUGGAGCAACAGGAGCUUCACGUGCGAUGUUCUUUGGACAGGAUCCUGCUUUCCACGGAGGUGGUGCCCCAUUUUCCGUGGCUAUCACCUUUCUUGAGGCAGGUAGAGAAAAAAACCUUGCAGCUGGAUAUUGUUUGCAGCAGGAGAAGCUCUUCCUGCCGGGCACUAUCAGCUGUCACAGUAACAUCUAUCAUUUUGUCCUUACCCCCUCACUCGUUACUACUUUAUUUUAAAAAUUCAUUCACUCAUUUGUCGCUCACAUUAUCUCCAGAAAUUUCUGUCGAUGCCUAUUGAGUACACCCCUCUUUUGGAGGCUUGAAGUCAAACCCUUCUUUUAACUCCAAUUUGUCUUCUGUCUUUGCACAACAAUUAGAUAAUCGAUACGAGUAAUCAAUGGUAAAGAGAUGAAACAGGGUACAAGAAGCAUUGGUCUAUAAUUUAUCUCAGCUGUAGGUCAAAUAGACUUGUGAAAAACUUCCAGCACUUUGGAGACCAGCUGAUGAUGCCACGUAUCUUUCAACGUCAACCUCGUGCAACAGUCCUCAUCUGUUCAGUACUUCAGUGUGCUGCUGUGAUUUAUGAACAGGCGGUGUCAUUCAUAAGCUGCAAAUUUCUCCGGGGGAUUCUCUUCUGUUGGAAGAUGAUUUUUUUGUUAAUCACAUUUUAGAUUUAUUGAUGUUCUCUUGAGAGGGUGAGGCAGGAAUGGCACAGAAUUCUAUUGUAUUUAUUAUUGUAAAAAGUCAUGUUCAUAUGGCAACUCAUUUCAAGGAAUCGCAUUAAACCCUAAAAUGUGGGCAUAUGUCUACUAUUAUUAAAUGCUUUUACUUCA
This is a messenger RNA of Solea senegalensis (Senegalese sole), 2047 nucleotides long. RefSeq names its product PRKR interacting protein 1 (gene prkrip1). Gene Ontology annotation, cellular component: nucleolus. The transcript has 2 exons. Gene Ontology annotation, molecular function: double-stranded RNA binding; protein kinase binding; protein kinase inhibitor activity. Gene Ontology annotation, biological process: negative regulation of protein kinase activity. Lineage: Eukaryota; Metazoa; Chordata; Actinopteri; Pleuronectiformes; Soleidae. The coding region runs from base 74 to 736 and encodes 220 amino acids. The record is from RefSeq and is a predicted model, not a curated record.